AUGAAAAUAGAGACGCGAAUGGGACCUCAAACGGAGCGACCACGAUGCCUGAAAGGUGCCCGGACACUUAGAGCUCACUUUUUCGGGGCUGGAGGAGGAGCAGGAGCAGGUGCCUUGGGUGCACCUCCAGGCUUCUGUGCAGUUGGUGAUGGAGGCGGUACGGUAGGUUUUGCAGGCGGCGCGGCUGGCGGCACGGCAGGCUUUGGAGGUGGCGCGGCAGCCGGUACGGCAGGCUUAGGAGGCGGGGCGGCAGGCGGUACGGCAGGCUUAGGAGGCGGGGCGGCGGGCGGUGCAGCAGGCGGUGCAGCAGGCUUUGGGGGUGGCGUAGCAGGUUUAGCUGGAGCAGGUUUCGGAGCCGGUGAAGGUGGCGUCGCUGGAGCCACAGGUGCUGGCUUUGCAGCGCCAGCAGCCGGUACUGGUGUUGCUGCUGGCGCUGCAACAACACCAGCACCGGCUGCUGGCGCUCCAAACCCAGGACCAGGAACAACAGGUGUGCCAGCAAUGCCAGCAGCACCAGCAGUGCCCGCAGCGCCAGCAGCUCCCGCGACCACAGUGAAUGGUAUC
This is a messenger RNA of Ostertagia ostertagi, 564 nucleotides long. The record is from the annotation of a GenBank genome assembly. NCBI's taxonomy places the organism in Eukaryota, Metazoa, Nematoda, Chromadorea, Rhabditida, Trichostrongylidae.